AACUCGGAGCCGAACCACCACAUCAUACCACCAUGGAGGGACACGCCAGGAUUUCAAUACUGUUGCUGGCCAUCACACUGGUCGCGGCCAAUGCAUUAGAAGGGAGAAAAAUGAUGCACAUCCCAGAGAAAAUCAUUGGAGGGGUCAUUGACAUUGUCCAGAAUCACAAAAACAAGCCCACACAACAGACUACCACCGUCCAGACCCAGACACAGCAGCAGAGCUUCCAGCAAGGAUAUCCUCAGCAAUAUGCACCUUGGAACACAGGCUACCAGAACCAAGGUCAAUCGCAAUACCAAGGACAGUAUGUCAACUACGGUUAUCCUCAACAAGGCAGUUAUCCUCAAGGGGGGUACCUUAACAACCAGGUCUAUCCUUCUAAUCAGCAGUUUGGAGCAUCCCAGGUCCAAGGGCAGUACCAACAGGCCAACACAUUCGAUGGUCAGCAAGGGAACCAAUUCCAAACUCAAGGACAGGUACAGAAUCAGUUCCAGAAUCAACAAGCUGGACAGUUUGGCAACCAGAACCAGCAGAUCACCAGUGGAAAUUACCAAGGAGCUCAGCCAGUGAACCAGCCAGCUGGCCAGCAAGUGAAUUAUCAACCAGUCAAUCAACCUUCGGGUGGUUUUGUACAGUCGACCGGGUCGUACGGUGGUCAUCAGUCAUCUAACUUUGGAAGUCAACAGUCAAGUUUUGUAGGGCAAACUCAACCCUCAAACAACUAUGUCGGAAGUCCACAGGGACAGGUACCACAAUCCACUUUCGUUGGUCAAAAUGUCCAAUCAUCCCAUUUCCAAGGACAGGCUGGUAAUGGCGCACCAGGGUUUGCUGGUUCCAAUAAUGGCAGUUUCCAAACGACCGGUGGUGGUCAUCAGGUUGGAACUCCUGGACCUACGUGCGUAUGCCAAGCCUGGACUAAGCCUCAGAAUGGAGUACUCAAUGAUAACGGUACUCAGAGAAGUGAAGAAAAAGACGAGAAAGCCGUAUAAAGGAAAUUAAGUUUAGCAAAUUGUAGUAGAGAUAAUUGUUGCAUUUACUUUUACAUCAGGCGCUCUCACGGCUUGUUUACGUGAAAAUUACACAGGUGUAUAAUGAUUAUUAUCUUGGCAUGUGUGUAUGUGUGUUGUCUAUAAUGUGAAUUAUCCCAUAAAUAUGA
Messenger RNA from Spodoptera litura, 1156 nucleotides. RefSeq lists its product as uncharacterized. NCBI's taxonomy places the organism in Eukaryota, Metazoa, Arthropoda, Insecta, Lepidoptera, Noctuidae. The record is from RefSeq and is a predicted model, not a curated record.